AUGAUCGAGGACUCGGCAGACAGUCAGGGUCCGGACUGCGGGUCUAUAUGCAACGAGUCUGCAGCUCUGCAGGGCCAGGGGCCACCCAUGUUGGUCGACGCGUGGCUGGUGCCCACUUUCUUCGGCCUCAUCAUGCUGGUCGGCCUGGUCGGGAACUCACUGGUCAUCCACGUGGUCACCAAACACCAGCAGAUGAAGACGGUCACCAAUAUUUACAUAGUAAACCUGGCUACCACUGAUAUCCUUUUUCUUGUGUGCUGCGUCCCCUUCACCGCCACACUGUACCCACUGCCCAGCUGGAUCUUUGGAGAGUUUAUGUGCCGACUGGUGAACUACCUGCAGCAAGUGACUGCACAGGCAACAUGUAUCACUCUGUCAGCCAUGAGUGUGGACCGCUGCUAUGUGACUGUCUACCCUCUGCAGUCAUUACGACAUCGGACCCCAUGCAUGGCUCUGGCUGUUUCUGUGUCCAUCUGGAUUGGCUCCUUCCUUUUGUCGAUUCCUGUGGCGGUGUACCAGCGUCUGGAGGCGGGAUACUGGUUUGGUCCUCAGACCUAUUGCAGUGAGGUCUUCCCUUCAGCCCACCUCCAGAGAGCCUUCAUCAUCUAUAGCUUCCUGGCUGUCUACCUCCUGCCAUUGCUCACCAUCACUGCCUGUUAUGCCUUCAUGCUGAAGCGCAUGGGCCAGACCAGCGUGAAUCCCAUUGACAGUAGCUACCAACUUCAGGCUCAGGUAGAACGGGCAACAGCAGUGCGGGCAAGAGUCUCUCGUAUGGUGGUGGUGAUGGUGGCCCUGUUCCUCAUCUGCUGGGGCCCCAUUCAGGUCUGCAUUCUACUGCAAACGUUUGGCUUCCGCAGUUAUGUUCUCUACAAGCUGAAGAUUUGGGGUCAUUGUAUGUCUUACUCCAACUCCUCUGUCAACCCGCUUGUUUACGCCUUCAUGGGUAACAACUUCAGAAAGGCCUUCAAGCACGCCUUCCCUGCCGUGUUUCUGUGGCGUACGCGGCGGAGAGUCAGGGUAGGCAACAUGGACACGGAGGAAGGGGCAGAGAUGGAUCAUCAGACACCCAAAGGAGAAGCAGAGAUGCACUUUCUUUCAUCUGGGUCCUAA
Scomber scombrus (Atlantic mackerel) is the source of this 1110-nucleotide messenger RNA. It is a transcript of the gene kiss1rb, whose product is annotated as KISS1 receptor b. Gene Ontology annotation, cellular component: membrane. Gene Ontology annotation, biological process: neuropeptide signaling pathway. The record is from RefSeq and is a predicted model, not a curated record. NCBI's taxonomy places the organism in Eukaryota, Metazoa, Chordata, Actinopteri, Scombriformes, Scombridae. Bases 1 to 1110 code for a protein of 369 amino acids. The transcript is spliced from 6 exons. Gene Ontology annotation, molecular function: G protein-coupled peptide receptor activity.